Molecule: messenger RNA, 1902 nt
Organism: Oikopleura dioica
Lineage: Eukaryota; Metazoa; Chordata; Appendicularia; Copelata; Oikopleuridae
Source: the annotation of a GenBank genome assembly
AUGGGUGUUUUGUACGGAGCAUAUGAUGAUGCGCUGCCAGAGAAAGUUUAUGACAUAAUUGACGGCUUCACAACUCCUACUUCCCAACCAAGCUCUUCAACUUCUCAACCAGAAAUAGAGUAUUACGAAGUUGAUUUUGGAGCGCUAGGAACGAUCCGUGGUUACUUGAAUCCAGACUAUCCGGAUGUUGUCGUUAUGCGCGGUAUCCCUUUUAUGAAGCCUCCUGUCGGCGACCUCCGCUGGAAAGCCCCUGUCAUCGAGCGCAGCCUUGAGGGAUAUCCAAGGUCGGAAAUCAUCGACGACGAAUGGACCGGAGUUUACAUUGCUGAAGAAGCUACUCCGAGCUGUCCGAAUGCAUUCAAUGUCAAUCCUUCAAUAACGGAAGACUGCACGUACUUGGAUAUUUUCGUCCCUCGGAGAGCAAUUGAGAACAAAGAAAAAUUGAAAAUCUUUCUUUACUUCCAUGGCGGCGCGUUUUUGGGAGGCACCAACAAAGUCAUUUCUCCAAAUAAGGGGUCGAUUAUUGCUCUGGAGCAGAACAUCGUCGUCAUGUCAGCAAAUUAUCGACUUGGCGCUUUCGGGUUUUUGUUUUCCGAGUUGCUCGAUGACCGAAUUGACAAAGAACACGGUCUUGAGUAUUACGACGAUAAAAUUACUUCUGGAAAUCAAGGAUUAAUGGACCAGCAGAUGGCGAUGAUCUGGACUGGCGAAUAUUCGAAGUACUUUGGUGGCGAUAAAGACGAUAUCACCAUCGGCGGAAUGAGCGCAGGCGGGCAAAGUGUACAUGCUCAUUUAGUUAUGCCGAGCAGCGAAAAAUUGUUUCAUAAAGCAAUCGCCUUCUCCGGACCAAAUGGCAUUCCGUAUUAUAAUGAUACUGAAGGUGAACAAAUCCUGCAAGGAAUAGCGGAAUUGACGGAUUGCUGCGAAGGACCUGAGGAUGUUGAAGGCAUCGAAGGACUUAUUCCCACCUGUGAUGGGCCAACAACUCCCGAAAUAAUCUCCUGUAUGAUGGGUAAGACAACGCUGCAGAUAAACCGAGCUGCCUGGACUUUGAGCCAAGCUGCUCCAAUCGGAAAUUUUGAGCGAUUAACGAUGAUUGCUGAGCCCUACGCGCCAAUUAUCAACACUGGAACGCUCCAAGACAUGCCGUACUUUCACUUUCAACGAGGAGAGCUUCAUGACAAGCCAACCAUCAUCGAUGUCGCAGACAAUGAAGGCUACGGUUUCGUAGAACCAGUUUUCAACGGAUUUUUGUGUCCAAAUGAAACGUAUCCAUCUUCUCAAAAAGUAUGCGAAGAAAACUGGGACGCAUUCUUGGCUGCACUUUUGUCCCCUUCAGAUUUUAUAAAGAUCAUAAACGCUGGCUUUUAUAACUGUCCUGAGGAUGGCUCUGAAUGUCUGCAUAAAGUCGAUGAAUUUUUAACAGACUUUACUUGGUACUGCAAUGCAAGACGUUGUCUCGAAGACGGUUACCCUACUCAAGGAGCCGGAAGAACUCGAUUCGGCCGAAGCGACCGUAAAACGGGCCUCUACAUCGCACGUGUGAGCCAACGACUUCCAUGGGACAAAAUUGAAGAGGGAGUUCGACAUGGAGUCGGCGAACACUGGUACUUCCACGAUGCGCUUCGCAAUGAUCCACGAUACGCUGAUGAUAAACCCUUCCAGUACAGCUAUGUUCAAUACUUGUCGAAUUUUAUUCGAACUGGCGAUCCAAACAACUACCUUGGGAACCCUGUCGAAAAUGAACACAAAGAUCAGGCUGAUUGGGAAGAGUGGUCAGUCGGUAACAAGUUGCUCGAUGUCGGAGCAGAAGCAACACGUGGUUUCCAGAUGCAAACAUCCGAUCCCCGCGAAGCUCGCUGCGAUUUUAUAGACUCUCUCGAUCUGUACAUGACUAUUUAA